AUGGGAACAAGCAGCGUUAAAGGAGGAAUGCAUAUCCAAUUAGAAAGCCGAUGCCUUCAGACAGGAUCCGAAGCCACAGGGGCGAUAAAUGUGAUGCUUCAAGAGACUUUACCUCCAUGCACACUCAUGCUUCAGUUUAAAGGAGUUGAAAAAACUCACUGGGUAGAGCGAUAUAGUGACGCUCCAGAUGCUGACCGAAGUCAUUGACAUCUUAAAUCAGAGUCUGCGCACUUCAAUGGGCAUCAGAUUAUUAUUAAUGUGAGAUAUCCUAUUUAUCAUUGGAACUGCAAUGUUCCUCCAGGAUCCUAUACAUUUCCAUUCAGUCUUAGGCUUCCCCAUCAACUUCCAGGCUCUUUUACAUUCUCAAAAGGAUCAACUCAUGCGAGUAUUGAAUACCAUUUCAAGUCAAAAUUUAUUCUACCAAAUCGCAAAAAAUUAAAAGACAAAGUAGAAGUUCAUAUUUAUGAAAAAAUAGAAGCUUUUUCAACUAAUAUCGUUCUAGAAGAAACAAUUCCUCUGGAAGGCUGCUGCACAAAUAAAGGUACUUUUUAUUUUAAAUCAAAGUUCAGCCAAGAUGCAUACACCCCUGACCAAGUUGCUAGUGCUAUUAUUGAAGCAGACAAUACCUAUGGAAACCUUAAAAUCACGCAUUUAGCAUGCACUUUGUGAAGGACUGUUAGACUUCGCGUUGUAACUUCAACAUGGUUUACUAAAUUCCCCUUAAUUUUUAUUUUAAAAAAAAAAUUACCUAUAAAAUUUUAUAGCAAAAAUUUUUUUUUUUUAAAAAUUGGAAAACAAAUAUUAAAAAAUAUAUUUUAAAUGCAAGUGGUUUAAAAAUUAAACAGAAUUAUUAGAGAUUUCAUUAUAAUAAUUAUCACUUAUAUGUUAAAAUAUUUUUUUGCUGCUAACGGAGGGUGGUUUUUGGGUAAAAAUUAUGGAUUUUUUCAAUGGUUUUGUUCGCUUAUAGAGUGGGGAUAAGGAAAAAAUCCUUGAGGUUCGGACUAGAGGAGUUGGCAUAGGUGAAAAAUUAUCUGAGUCUGAUGCCGUAUUUUUAAAUCUAGAUUUGCCAUCAGUCCGCCACUUAAUUGGCUCUAAAUUUUCAACAACGGGCUCUAUUAUUGAGUGUAUGUAUUCACUAGACUCGCAUGCGAUACUUGAAGGAUGCUCUCUAUGUGGUGGUGAGAAUCCAUCAAUAGAAAUACCUAUGAUAAUAUAUGCGAUGUAUGCACAUCAACCAGAAUUAAAAUAUGGUGUCUUAGCCCAGGCAAGGUAUCUCGACCAUUCAGCUUUGAGCACAUAUUUUAAUUAUAUCCGGCAAGGUUUUUUACAGCUCAGAAAUGAAUAGCUAUGCUAGGAAACCAAAUCACAAAUUCGUUUAGGGCCUAGCUUAGUUAGCUUUCAGAACUGGAUUCUACAUCGAGGGAAAGUAGGGGUUGGAGAUGAAAAGGGCAACCUUUUAGGCGUAUCGGGCAGCUCCCUAGCGAGACCAGGAGUUACGCCCUGGACUACAAAUUUUUUUACUUUCGCCAACAGUUGGGUAGAAAUUCCAUUUUUGGGAACUUCUGCUCAGGCAACCUCGUCUGGCGUAUGACGCACGGUAUCCCAACCACUUCACUCUCCGUUAGACUCAAACCUCAGGCGUAGAGGAGUUAACCUCUGGUAAGAUGGCAAGCGGCCCCAACGAAGCAAAGUGAAAACGUACCUAAUGCUAUAAUCUAACUUAAAAAUAUUAAAGUUAAUGCAUGCACAUCCACCAAGACAAAUUGAGAUUCCUCAAGGGUGGAACCCUCAGGUAUUUGAGCAGGUGAGAUUCUAA
Molecule: messenger RNA, 1816 nt
Organism: Blepharisma stoltei
Lineage: Eukaryota; Ciliophora; Heterotrichea; Heterotrichida; Blepharismidae
Source: the annotation of a GenBank genome assembly